Molecule: messenger RNA, 150 nt
Organism: Acaulospora colombiana
Lineage: Eukaryota; Fungi; Glomeromycota; Glomeromycetes; Diversisporales; Acaulosporaceae
Source: the annotation of a GenBank genome assembly
AUGCAAACAACUCAAUUCUAUAUACAAUAUAUAGAAUUACACCUCAAGAAAGCAUGCAGAGAGAAAAUACAAGAUACUCAACAAAACAUUCCCAUAUCAGCAAGAAUCGACAACUCUGAUGUCAAAAUAUUUGUCAAAGAAGAAAAAUAA